GACUUAAUGGCUCAUCUAGAUUAUAACAACUACCAGGUAGCAUGGAUUGCUCCGCUCGAGAUCGAAACUCAGGCAGCCAUGUGCAUGCUCGAUGUUCGGCACACGGGCAGGUUUCCAGUAAGACAGGGCCACGACUACAACUUCAUCGCGGGUCGCAUGUGCGGGCACAACGUGGUUAUCGGCACCUUUCCCCUUGGACAAGAAUAUGGCAUAGGGUCAGCAGCAGCUCUCGCUAGCCAGAUGAAGAUUCUCUUCCCUAAGCUCUGGUUCACAUUACUUGUUGGUGUCGCAGCAGGGCUUCCAAGCGUUAAACGAGACAUACGUCUUGGAGAUGUACUCGUUGCACUCCCUGAUGGCGAAAUCCCUGCUAUAGUACCAUACGGACUCGGCAAAGAAACAUCCGAGGGACUCAGUCUUCUUCGUGGAGGACGAAGCCAAAAUCAAACGCAGGCCAUUGUGGGAUCUGCUAUUGGAAGGAUCAAGGUUUCGGAUCCUGAGGGUCAUAUCAACGGGUUCCUGGACCACUUCAAAGCCAUGAAAGACCAAAAGCACGCGAAGGGCGACUUCAAGGAUCCUGGCCAACCUCAAGACGAGUUAAUCGGGACGAAUACGACCGGAGAGAGAGUCGUUAUUCCUCGGGAGCCAAGGCCAAACAAUAACGCGCGUACCAGAGUGUGGUAUGGGCCGCUCGGCUCCGGUGACAAAUUGAUGAAGAAUGCUGAGAAGAGGGACGCUUGGAGAGACCAGUACAACAUAAUUGGUCUAGAGAUGGAGGCAGCAGGAAUCAUGAACCGUCUUGCUGUCGGUGUCAUCAGAGGGACAGUCCUCUUCUACGUCGACGCCAGCAGUAGAAAGUCAGCGAACAGCAGCUACCUUGCCAUAGCUCGAGUCAGCGGGACCUUGAUAGACACGUCUGGCAUCAACUCCGAAGAGGACAUCUCUCAACAGCUGUCACUCACGAGGAUAUGGAUUAGCAGCCUUGAAGAACCCUGGAUUCUCUUCAUCGACAACUUCGAACCCUCUUUGGCCACUGAUCUCAAUGACUAUCUUCCUCAAAAAGGUUGUGGCGCCAUUAUCAUCACAACCAUCGACGGACAGCUCGCUCCAUACUGCGAUAGUCAGGAAAUUAUCUCCCCAAUGGAUCCAUGGGAUGCCAACGAACUGAUACACAACUUCGUGAAUGCCGCAAAGGACUUUAGUGAAGAAGAGUGGGUGGCGAUCGACGACUUGGCCUCUCGAACACUUGGAGGGCUCCCGCUGUCCAUUGUACAGGCCGGUUCUUACAUUGCCAUGAACCCAAACAGCCUCUUGGACUACUGCUAUGACUUCGACCAAUCAUUUCAAACAAGCCUCGAGGACCUGCCUGACUUGCCCCCGGGAAGUGGCCAAAGCAAAUCUGCUUUACACGCAUUGGGCACCACCAUGGCUCUUGUCGAGAACUCGCCGGAGACCAUGGAGCUACUUCGGACCCUGUGCUUUUUUCACAAUGAAAGCAUUUCGGAGCAGAUUUUUGAGAAAGCCUGGAUCAACUUGACAGAAUUCUCAGGAGAGUCUUCGCAGUGGGCACACUGGGCGCCCCUGGUGCCGCUUUUGAAUUCCGAAAGUACUCAGUGGCGCACACCCGGUCUCCGUAAGGCGUUCAAUACCCUGUGUCGGUACAGUUUGCUUGUCUGCGAUGCAUCGUAUUCCAGCAAGUACUCGAUGAACAAGCUCGUACAGAAUUAUUGCAGGGAGUCGCUCUCAGCAGAGGAUUGGGAGAAGUAUGUGUAUCGAGCAACUUGUUUGUCAGCAUUGGCCUUGGCCAAUGAACCGAUUUCCACCACUGCAUCGCGGAUGGAUAACCCCUUGGGUGUUGAUCUACAAAAAUCCAUGAUACCCCAUAUGGAAGCGUUUACUUCAAAU
Colletotrichum godetiae is the source of this 1902-nucleotide messenger RNA. RefSeq lists its product as uncharacterized. The transcript has 3 exons. The annotation marks the transcript as partial. NCBI's taxonomy places the organism in Eukaryota, Fungi, Ascomycota, Sordariomycetes, Glomerellales, Glomerellaceae. Gene Ontology annotation, molecular function: catalytic activity. Gene Ontology annotation, biological process: nucleoside metabolic process. The record is from RefSeq and is a predicted model, not a curated record.